AUGUUAUCAAGUCCUUCAUCUAUUCUCGAUGAUUUUGAUGAAAAUUCAAAUGCUAAACAUUUAUAUUCAUCAUCAUUAACUAAUGAACAAUCAGAAGCAACAUCAACAAGUAAUUGUCGAACAACAGUUGAAUAUGAUCCAAGAUUAGCAUUAUUAAUUGAAAAAGAACUUGGUCUAAAUGAUCCACAAACAUCAAGAAAAAAUGCUUGGGGAAAUUUAUCUUAUGCUGAAUUAAUUGCUAAAGCCAUUGAAAAUAGUCAAAAUAAACGAUUAACACUUUCUCAAAUUUAUUCAUGGAUGAUACAAUAUGUUCCUUAUUUUAGAGAUAAAGGAGAUAGAAAAAGUAGUACUGGAUGGAAGAAUUCUAUACGUCAUAAUCUAUCAUUGCAUAAUCGUUUUGUUCGUAUUCCAAAUGAAAUUGCAGGUAAAUCAAGUUGGUGGACAAUUGAUCCUCGAGCAAAACAAGUUCGUGGUCGAAGACGAGUUCAAUCAAAUGAAAAUUCGACAAAAACUGAAAGACGUCGUUUAACAAAAACAGUAUCAAAUGACAAUUCAAAUCCAACAUCAUUUGAUUAUUUAUUUUCAAAUGAACAAAUACCUUCAUCAUCAAAUGAUAUUUAUUCAUCAUCAUCAUCAACAGCAAAUCAAAGAUCAUUUACAUCUGUUAGAGAUAUGAAUAAAAAUUUAUAUAAUCUUUUACAAAAUAAUUCUCAAGAUCAAUCAUAUACAUCAACACAACAAAUGCCAAAUAUUUUACAUGAUAUGUUAAAAUCAUCUCCUCCUUCGACAUCAAAUAAUAAUGACAAUAAUUUUAAUUCAGGUAUUGAUAGUACAUAUUCAUCAUUAUCAAAAUCUCCUUCAGUUAGUUCACAAUCUCCAUCACCAUCUCAUAGUGAUUAUGAAAUUGAUCAAAUGAUAUCAUCAAAAUUAAGUAAACAAUUAAAAACAAUGGAUCGUUCAAGUCCAUUAUUUCGUCGAAUGGUCGUUGCGAUAAUGCGUCAUCAGAUGAACAAAUCAAAAUCAAAUAAUGAAAGACGAAAAAUUCUUUCAACACCACCAUCAAUUCCAUCACCAUCACCAUCACCAUCAACAAAUUUAUUAUUUAAUCAAAUACCACCACCAUCAAUGGAUUUACAAAUACCUAAUAAUACACAAGAACCAAUUCCAAGUUCAACAUUUGAUUUAGAUGUUGAAGCAAUACUUGAUUUUGAACGAACGACAUUUGGAGAUUGUUCUUUCGAUAUACAUGACUUGCCCAAUUUGUGA
Molecule: messenger RNA, 1266 nt
Organism: Rotaria sordida
Lineage: Eukaryota; Metazoa; Rotifera; Eurotatoria; Philodinida; Philodinidae
Source: the annotation of a GenBank genome assembly